AUGUGCGCGCCGCUCCACUUCUGUGGCGCCGUCGUCGCCGUCCAGCGCCUGGAGCAGCUGGGUUCCGACGCCUGGCACAGGUACCGGCUUCAAGUGCAGGAGGCGGAGUGCCAGGCGGGCGCGGGCGCGGAGCCAGCCGCCGAGGAAGAGCUGUUGACCGAGGAGGAGGCCAGGCAGAACACGGUCGUCAACACGGCCCGGCUGGCGAUGCUGCUGCAAUUCGUGGGCGGCGUGGUGAUGAUGCGCAGGAUGACGAAGAGCCAGAACCCGUGGGAGGUUGGUUGUCCUGAGGGCCAGGGGGGCUCGCAUCAGCAAGCAUUUGUAUGCCCGGCUUGUGUAUUCGAUUGCUGUAGCGUUUUGCGAUAUUGA
Molecule: messenger RNA, 369 nt
Organism: Prorocentrum cordatum
Lineage: Eukaryota; Dinophyceae; Prorocentrales; Prorocentraceae
Source: the annotation of a GenBank genome assembly